AUGGUCAGCUUCCUCCGAAAGAGUGUUUUCCCUAGCAAGGAACUUAAUUUAACUUUCCUUCAGUUGCAACAUAUUAGUUCUGGUUACUGCAGUAACCGAUUACUGGCCGAUUUUCUGGCCUCGUAUUUGUCGGAAACCGAGCAUCCCACAACUUCGAUUCAUGGCGAUCGACUACAGAGUCAGCGCGAACAAGCUCUGCGCGACUUUAAGACUGGCAAGAUGAAAGUGCUCAUUGCCACAUCGGUUGCUUCUCGUGGUCUAGAUAUUAAGAACGUCAAGCAUGUCGUUAUCUACGAUAUGCCCAAGACCAUUGAUGACUAUGUUCAUCGUAUUGGACGCACCGGGCGUGUGGGAAAUUAUGGUCGGGCCACUUCGUUCUUUGAUCCCGAGCAGGAUUCGGGCGUGGCCACAGAUCUGGUGAAAAUUCUUGAGGGAUCUGAGCAGGUAGUGCCCGAUUUUCUACGCGUUUUGAGUGGCCAUGGCGGUUGCGGGGCCCAGUUUGGUGGCUAUGAUGUUCGCGGAAGUGGAAAUAUCAUCCAGGAAGCUUCAACUGUAGAAGAUGAACAGGAAUGGGACUAGGUCGCUCUGACUAAAAAAAAAACCAUUGACU
Molecule: messenger RNA, 610 nt
Organism: Drosophila miranda
Lineage: Eukaryota; Metazoa; Arthropoda; Insecta; Diptera; Drosophilidae
Product: ATP-dependent RNA helicase vasa-like
Exons: 2
Coding region: 1-579 (192 amino acids)
Biological process (GO): gamete generation; cell differentiation
Cellular component (GO): nucleus; P granule
Molecular function (GO): RNA helicase activity; RNA binding
Source: RefSeq, a predicted model, not a curated record